Molecule: messenger RNA, 1069 nt
Organism: Hylaeus anthracinus
Lineage: Eukaryota; Metazoa; Arthropoda; Insecta; Hymenoptera; Colletidae
Gene: mRpL4
Product: 39S ribosomal protein L4, mitochondrial
Exons: 3
Coding region: 114-974 (286 amino acids)
Biological process (GO): translation
Cellular component (GO): ribosome
Molecular function (GO): structural constituent of ribosome
Source: RefSeq, a predicted model, not a curated record
AAUUUUAAUCAAGUGUUGCGUGGUGUUGCGAUUGAAAACCAAGGAUCGUACUUAGGUUAUGAUUUUAACGAUGUAUACCGCGUAAAUAUAUAACAAACAUUUUAUUUACGAAAAUGUCGAUGAUACUUAGAAACUUUAUCACAAAAUUACAAAUAUAUUCGCAUCAAGCGGUUAGAUUCUGUACAGCUGUCGCGAACGAACAAACUAGUCAAGCCAUUACUCCGAUCAUCUCCAAGAGAAGCUACGAAGAUGAAAAUUUCUUUUUUCAAAAACCACGGCAAGUAUGGUUAGAGAAUUUAGAUACAGUUGAAAGAAACAAAUUGGGACUCGUGUUUCUGCAUCCCGACGUUUAUGGAGCUUCGCCACGCGUAGAUAUUAUUCAUCAGAAUGUCGUGUGGCAAAGAAAUUAUCGUUUCGUGUGCUAUGCACAUACAAAAACUCGUGCAGAAGUAAGGGGAGGUGGUAGGAAACCUUGGCCUCAGAAGGGAACGGGUCGUGCACGUCAUGGAAGUAUACGUUCGCCGUUAUGGAAAGGCGGUGGUGUUGUCCAUGGUCCUCGAAGUCCUACCCCACAUUUUUAUAUGCUUCCCUACUAUACCCGUGUUGCGGGUCUCACAGCUACAUUAUCCGUGAAACUUGCUCAGGAUGACUUAUAUAUCGUUAAAGAUUUAGAAAUUCCAUCAGAUGAACCUUCUUAUGUGAAUGAUUUAAUUGAAGGUAGAAAUUGGGGUCCAUCUGUACUUUUUGUUGAUACCGAAGAUAUUAUGCCUCCAAAUAUAUCGGUAGCCACUGAUACAAUUAAACAUGUUAAUUUGAUGCCUGUGUAUGGGCUAAAUGUGUACAGUAUGUUAAAACACAAUACAUUAGUACUGACUGAAAGAGCUGCACGUUUAAUCGAAGACAAAAUACUGUAUCAAUUGCACAGGCCAGAUUAUAGGAAACUUUCUAAGAAGUUCAAAAUAAGUCAGCAAUAAAAAUAAAAGAAGGAAUUAUACAAAUAUCUAAUGUUUGUCAAUUUAUAUUUAUUUUUAACAGUAAACAGUUUUCUUUCUUAUGGUAGUUAGAAAAA